Molecule: messenger RNA, 1509 nt
Organism: Aspergillus calidoustus
Lineage: Eukaryota; Fungi; Ascomycota; Eurotiomycetes; Eurotiales; Aspergillaceae
Source: the annotation of a GenBank genome assembly
AUGUUCUAUCGCUACGCCUGUGCUCCAGCCAACAAGGAUCAGCGGCGAGUUGCGAAGCGGCUACAAAAGAUACAAACAAUAAGCAUUUAUGUUUGGUUUCUUACUAUCACCGCCGUCAACUUCUCACAGCUUCUGUCUCUUCCUUGUUUUGACGAUUGCUGCAAUAAACUUCGAAUUUGGGUUACUAAGUACCCUAUUCCCAAAACCUUAGAGGCACAAGAUCGCAUCCUUCUCAAAGCCUUAAAAAAGGACUCGAAACUGAAGAGAAGGCCUAGGUGGCCCUCACCACCACCAGAAAAUAACUAUCCGGUGCAAAGGAGACUGGAGGUGACAGAAGAUACCUUGUGCCCUGGAUUACAACUUCAAAUCAGCGUUGCUCCGAAUAAAACAGUCCUGGAAAAACAACAAUUCCUCGAAAACAUUGAUGGAAUGUGUAAGGAGGAUGAUUCCAGCAUUACAAAAGUUACUUGCGAUGAGGAGUUUACUCAACUUCUAAAGCAACCAUUCAAGAAGGCCGUUCUAUGGAAAAAGUAUACGCAGGACCACCCUCUCCAUGGACUCCCAUCAUCCAUUCCAGACCUUCUCCAGGAGUUACGCCUGAUAGGUAUAAAAGAGUUGGAUGUUUAUAACUAUGCGGCGACCAAGACAAACUAUCCCAAGACACUUAACGAGCUUAUUGAGCACUUCGCAGCGCCUCCUGGAACUCGGGACCCGCUGAACUGUCUGGAUAUUCGCAACUUAUUCAUUUCCCGCGUACCAGCGCACAUCAAUGAUGCAGAUUUCCUUCGUUUAUCGCGACGGCGGCACGGAAGUUCGGCAAGGGCCUCAAAAGCCAAAAAAAUGCGUUCCAUGCUGGACUUUGCCGACCGUGAGUUCCUCCUGGCCUCGAGCCAGAACUCUAUCUCCACUCUACACGGGGACACCGCAGGAGGCUUGACUUAUAUUAUUGUUCUCUCAGGGCGCAAGACCUGGUACCUACCUCGCUUAUUUGAUAGGGAGUCAUCAGAAAUUCUGGCAACCUUUGGAAGCUCCACGCCGGAGGCCUACGAUGAAUUUAUCAAAAUCGACCUUCGCCCCGGCGACCUGCUUGUUAUGCCUCCUGGGUGUCCCCAUGCUGUCUUCACACCAGAGCAUUCGUUGACAUUUGGAGGGGCCUUCUACACACUACCACUUCUCGGGUCCAGCCUCAGAAUUCUGGGGAUACAGGACAGGGCUGGUCACAUUUUCAGCAAUGAAGAUAUUAGUGAGCGAGACCUCACCAACUUCAUCGAGAUGCUCAAGACCUGUGAGGCUCUGCUGCGAGAAAAGCUUUUGAGCCCUGGGCAAUUGGCGAGCGUUGUAUCAAGUAAUACUUUCGCAGAGCCUACAGACAAUAGGCUGAAGCAGACGAUUCGCGAGCAAAUCACCAGACUUCAGCGGGAGGUAGAAAAACGGAUUGAACAAGACUCUUCUCAAAUACAUUCGACCACUGCUGCUCAUCUCGUGUCAAUACAGCACCAAGACAGAUAA